AUGGGGUUUUUUAUUCGCAGCGACUACGAAGGAACGAAAAGAUUGAAAGAAGGAAAUCGAAGGAAAAACUGUUUUGAUGGUGCGGCUUUGGAAUGUGACCUGUUCGAGAAAUGCGCGAAAGUCGACGCGCACAGCCAGAGACCUCAAACGGGGAACCCACCAUUUUCACCCACACGGAUAUCUUGCUUCGUAGCGCUGAGACCUUCUUCCGUUUUCUCCCGUUUCGCACACGACUGUAUAUAUUCAUAG
This is a messenger RNA of Necator americanus (New World hookworm), 249 nucleotides long. RefSeq lists its product as uncharacterized. The transcript has 3 exons. NCBI's taxonomy places the organism in Eukaryota, Metazoa, Nematoda, Chromadorea, Rhabditida, Ancylostomatidae. The record is from RefSeq and is a predicted model, not a curated record. The coding region runs from base 1 to 249 and encodes 82 amino acids.